UACUACACUCCUUUUUAAGACGUAAAACCCAUUCUUUUCAUGCUUACAUUUCAUUUCUCCACUUCAAUUCCUUCCAUAAUUCUCUCUCCUCCUCAUAAAGAAACAUGGUACCUCAAGAAACCCAUGUUUAUGAAACUCCACAGAAGCAAAAACUCCCCAAUUUCCGCCACAAAACGACGUCGCUUUCCUCCGACGUCGUCAUGUUCUUGGGUGGUGCAUUAGUUGCUUUCCUUCUCAUUUGGUCUCUCUGGUGCUUCACAGCCCCUCCUUCCUCUUCCUCAUCUUUCUCCCCUCCUUUACCCACCCAAACCCAAACCCAAGUCCAACCCGACCCGACAACAUUCUACGACGACCCAGAAAUGGGCUACACUCUAGAAAGCCCAGUCCAAAACUGGGACGAGAAGCGCAAGCAGUGGAUGGGCCGGAACCCAUCAAUUUCCGGGCCGGACAAGGUUGUGAUGGUAACCGGGUCUCAACCCGGCCCGUGCAAGAAUCCUAUGGGUGACCACUUCUUGCUGCGGUUCUUUAAGAAUAAAGUGGACUACUGUAGGAUUCACGGCUACGAUAUAUUCUACAACAACGUGUUGUUGGAUCCUAGGAUGUUUUCAUUUUGGGCCAAAUACCCGGUUGUUAAAUCCGCUAUGAUAGCCCACCCGGAAGCCGAGUGGAUUUGGUGGGUUGACUCGGACGCAGCCAUUACUGAUAUGGACUUCACUCUACCACUUGAAAAAUACAAAGCCCAUAACUUGAUCAUCCAUGGUUGGGCCGACUUAGUGUUUAAGAAGAAGAGUUGGACUGGGCUUAAUGCUGGUGUUUUUCUACUUAGAAACUGUCAGUGGUCCAUGGACUUAUUAGAUAAAUGGGCUCAAUUCGGCCCAAUAAGCCCAGAUUAUGAAAAAUGGGGUGAUAUUCUAAAGUCAGUUUUUACUGACAAAUUAUACCCAGAAUCAGAUGAUCAAACUGGGAUAGCAUAUUUGAUGGUAAAAGAAGGAGAAAAUUGGAAAGACAAAAUAUAUUUAGAAAAAGAUUAUUAUUUUGAAGGGUAUUGGGUGGAAAUAGUAGGAAAUUAUGAAAAUGUAACGGCGCAUUAUAGCAAGAUAGAGAAGAAGGAGCGUAGGUUAAGGAGGAGACAUGCGGAAAAGGCAGGGGAAGAUUAUCGUGCGCAGUGGGAGUAUAAUUUGGAGAGAGAAAAUGAAAAGUUAAUGAAGAGACCAUUUAUAACACAUUUUACUGGGUGUGAACCAUGCAGUGGGAAACACAAUGAGAUGUAUAAUUUGGAGUCUUGUUUUAAAGGGAUGAAUAAAGCCCUCAAUUUUGCUGAUAAUCAGGUGCUCAGAAAUUUUGGGUAUUUUCGUCCAAAUUUAGACAAUUCUUCUUGGGUUCAGCCUCUUCUGUCUUGAUUUCUAGAAUUAUUACUUAAUGGCUUGGCACCAUCAACUUAAACGCUCCUCUUGACUCCUUGAUGCACUGUAACUACAGGCAUACCUCAUCCUGUCAUCACCCCGUUUCUGAGUAUACGGUGGCCUAAGGGCGAAACGAAAAAUUGGGCCCUAAUCGACAAGUAUUUAUUAUGCAAAUAAGUAAAAAAAAAAUUCUAUAUGUAAUGACAAUAUUUAUUAUACUCAACAAAUACGGGCCUGCCUGUCGACUAGACGUUGAAUUCUCAAGCUUCUUUGCAGUGGGCUGUUUCUGCUAUUCAUUUCGAUGUUGGUGCUGUAUUUCGUGUUCUUUCUACUUCUGUUCAUUUUUCCUUCAGGGGAAGAAGCAGAAGCAGAGGCUGUGUUUCUAUUUCUCCUCUAGCACUGUAUAGAGCUUAGCAUUGUAUGAGGUGUUACUAAUAUAUGUAUAUGUCCCUUCUUAUUUGGAUGCACAUAAUAACAUAAAUACAUAUUAAGAGCAUAUAAUUGCUUGA
This is a messenger RNA of Beta vulgaris subsp. vulgaris (sugar beet), 1912 nucleotides long. RefSeq names its product putative glycosyltransferase 7. Gene Ontology annotation, molecular function: galactosyltransferase activity. Gene Ontology annotation, cellular component: trans-Golgi network; membrane; endosome. The record is from RefSeq and is a predicted model, not a curated record. Lineage: Eukaryota; Viridiplantae; Streptophyta; Magnoliopsida; Caryophyllales; Amaranthaceae. The coding region runs from base 105 to 1400 and encodes 431 amino acids. The transcript is spliced from 2 exons.